Molecule: messenger RNA, 4975 nt
Organism: Rhopilema esculentum
Lineage: Eukaryota; Metazoa; Cnidaria; Scyphozoa; Rhizostomeae; Rhizostomatidae
Product: kinesin heavy chain
Biological process (GO): microtubule-based movement
Molecular function (GO): ATP binding; microtubule motor activity; microtubule binding
Source: RefSeq, a predicted model, not a curated record
UGCAGGUUUCGAAAAUAUGUUCUUUGACAAUCCAUCGAGGAUGUAGGGAGAGGAGUGGAAGUCAGUCAUUUCGUUUAAAUUGCUCUCGAUUGUAUUGAAUCUAACAUGUAAGAGACCCAAAAGAAGUAGAGACGUGAUCAAACCUUAAAUAACAGUCAUCGACUCGCGAGAUGUCAUGGUAUUAUCAACGAAAGGAGAUAUAACCGGCAAAACACAGCUUACGACCGGGGGCUAGGCCCAUCUCGCAGUGAAACCUAUAGUUGACUUUUUUGGCAUUGGAAAGCAGUAUGGCGGCAGACGCAAGUGAAUGUAACAUCAAAGUUGUCUGUAGGGUCCGACCACAGUCGGGAAGUGAGGUCCAGCAAGGAGGACUGAUGAUUGUAAAGUUUCCUGCCAAUGAUACAAUUAUUCAUUCGGGUCGGGGAUUCACAUUCGAUAAAGUUUUCAGGCCGUCGUCUUCGCAGGAGCUGGUAUACACAGAGACAGCCAAACCAAUUGUCUCAGAUGUUCUCGCUGGCUACAAUGGAACUAUUUUUGCAUAUGGACAAACUGCCAGUGGUAAAACACAUACGAUGGAGGGUGUAAUUGGUGACCAACAUUGGCAAGGAAUAAUUCCGCGCAUCAUUCAAGAUAUUUUUAACUACAUCUACACGAUGGAUGAAAAUCUGGAAUUUCACAUAAAGGUUUCUUACUACGAGAUAUAUCUAGACAGAAUUAGGGAUUUAUUAGAUGUGACGAAGACGAAUCUAGCUGUUCACGAGGAUCGUAAUCGUGUUCCCUAUGUGAAGGGUGCAUCAGAAAGAUUUGUAUCUAGUCCAGAAGAAGUCAUGGAAGUUAUCGCAGAAGGAAAAGCUAAUAGACACAUUGCUGUGACAAACAUGAAUGAACAUAGCUCUAGGAGCCAUAGCAUCUUUUUAAUUAAUGUGAAACAAGAAAACACAGAAACGCAGAAGAAACUUAGUGGUAAAUUGUAUCUGGUCGAUUUGGCUGGCUCCGAAAAGGUUAGCAAGACUGGUGCGGAAGGCACUGUUUUAGAUGAAGCGAAAAACAUCAACAAAUCCCUCUCAGCCUUGGGAAAUGUUAUUUCGGCCUUGGCAGAAGGCAGUCAAUAUAUCCCAUAUCGUGACAGCAAAAUGACAAGGAUCUUACAAGAAAGUUUGGGUGGUAAUUCAAGAACUACUAUUGUUAUUUGUUGCUCCCCGUCUUCUUUCAACGAAGUGGAAUCCCGGUCAACUCUUUUAUUUGGACAAAGGGCCAAGACGAUAAAGAACACCGUUGUAGUCAACGAGGAAUUAACAGCAGAGGAAUGGAAGAGAAGAUACGAGAAAGAGAAAGAAAAGAAUGGGAAAUUACGAGCAAUGCUACAACAUUUGGAAAAGGAACUGGGACGCUGGCGAAAUGGGGAAUCUGUACCUGUUCAUGAACGUAUUACCUCAUUAAAAGAUCACAAAAUAACCGAACCUGUUGAGGUGCCCCAAACACAGGCAGUGUCUCAGUCCCCCAGCAAAUCUGUGGUGACAGUUGUAAAUAAUGGACUAAGCGAAGAAGAAAGAAAAACAUUCGAUGAAGAAAGAUCCAAGCUGUAUGUGCAACUUGAUGAAAGGGACGACGAAAUACAGUCCCAAGCAGCAUUAAUAAAUGAACUGAAGCAGCAGCUCUCAGAUAUGGAAGAUUCUUUGGCAUUUACCAAGGCAAGCUCAGCUAGUUUAGAAAGCCAGGUGAACCAGAUAACGAAAGAGAAUGAAUCGUCAAAAACGGAAGUGAAAGAGGUAUUACAGGCACUCGAAGAACUUGCUGUUAAUUACGAUCAGAAGUUGCAAGAAGUCGAUCAAAAGUCGAAGGAAAACGAAACUUUCAUGGAAGAGUUAAACACAAAGCAAAGUGAACUUACAAAAGCUUUAAAAGAUGUCGAAUUGCUAACGGAAACGAUGAAUAUAAUGAAAAGAAAGAUAGCAGAAAUCACCAACAUUCUGUUGGAAGAACUAGCCGAGAUUGGGCAUGUUGUCGGUGGAUCACUCUCUGGAGUUAAGAGACCGUCUCUUGAGAGCCAAGGCCAGCUUGACGAAGAAUUCACUAUUGCAAGACUGUAUGUUAGCAAGCUCAAAACAGAAGUUAAGACCCUUGUCACCUCAAACAAAACUUUGGUGCAAGUCAAGAAGGAUAGUCAAUCAAAAUUGGAUGUAAAUGAGAAAGAUCUCGCGGCGGCCCAUUUGUUAAUAUCCCAGCACGAAGCUAAAUUGAACACAUUAAACAUCAGUUUGCGUGAAGUGGAGGGCAAAAAGCGAAUCCUAGAAGAGGCUGUUGACACAUUGAAUGAAGAAAUCGCGGGACUGAAGGCUAAUGAACAAAUGAACUUAGCAGCUUUCAAAGACAAAGAAGAAGAGCACGCGGGCUUGCUGUUGUCUGCUCAUGAAAUGAAGGCUACUCUGGAAGAACAAAUGGAAAGUCAUAGAGAGAAUCACUCGAAGCAGGUUAACAAGCUAAGAGAUGAAGUUCAACAGCAGCAUGACUUCAUCCAGCAACUGAAAGAGGUUAAUGAAAGCCAAAGACUAGCCGAAGAUCAGCUAAGGGGCGAUAACAACAAGUUGCAAGAUGAGGUUACCCGUUUGAAAGACACAAUCCAAGAGCUAGAAAUAACAAUGACAAAGAAAGAAACUGCUCAUAAGGAUCUGCAAGGACUCGAAGAGACAGUGGCAAGAGAACUGGCCACAUUAAACAAGCUUAGGCAGCUGUUUGUUAAAGAUUUGCAAUCAAGAAUGAAAGUGAUUAUGUAUGGUAUUAGCUCUUCACUAGCUGCCUUUAAGUCUACUGAUGGAGACAUAGAAGCAGACGAGGCCAAUGCGCAUGCUCAGAAGCAGAAAAUCACAUUUUUGGAAAACAAUUUGGAGCAACUGACAAAAGUUCAUAAACAGCUUGUGCGAGACAAUGCAGAUUUGCGUCUUGAGUUACCUAAAUUAGAGAAGCGCCUUAAAGCUACACAAGAAAGGGUCAGGGCGUUAGAGAACGCAGUGAAGGAGGCGCGAGAAGGAGCAAUGAAGGAUAAGUCAAGGUUUGCGAAGGAGGUUGAGCGACUAAAGCAGAACAAUACUAAAAACCAAUCGAGAAGAGCCCAUCAACCACAGAUCGCAAAACCAAUAAGACCCGGCCACAACCCUAAUCAGCCAGCUAUCAACUCAAACAGUUUGUCAGUAACAAGUGUGGAUUCCCAAAUCUCUUCGCCAUCCAUCAUUAGAGCCACAUCGCCAUCGAAAAUCCCAAUAGUGCCUGCAGGCUCAUCAGAUCGAGCGACCCCGGUUAUAAGAGGCGGAUUGAGGUCUGACGGGGAAGCAAUUGUUGGAGGAAGUGGCGUGAGUCAAAGAAUUAAGAAUGCUGUUGGCUCAGACACUUUGCCAAGAACGCGUAGUUCUAGGGGGAGCGAUGAUCCACGACGUGCCUCGAUGUACGUUGAAAGCACACACAACAUGGCCUUCCAAGAACACAAUUUGCGGAGUAGUGCCAGCAUGGAUAGGCUGAACAUGAUUACGGGUAGUUCAUCAGCAGAGAAGGGUCGCCGGCUGCCACAAGCGGUACGGACUGGCACCCCGCCAAAUCUUUCCGGUCGCGAAGCAGAAAUCCAGGCGUUAAUGAACCGCAACCGAUCAUCACCGGCCUUCCAUUCUCAUGGAGAAAGUCCAUGGGAACUAAGAAAAUCGUCAUCUCGUCAAAGCCCUCGUUGAUGAUUCACCAAUACCUGAAGUUUUAACCGUCGUGUUGAAUGUGAUUAGAAUUCAAACUGAACGUGUGUUCCAUCUAUUAGAGACCUUCGUAUUAUGUAGGCUUUUACAAACCGCGAUUCCGUCAAAUUUGUAGAAAUACUUAAAACUUGAAAGUCGUUCAAUAGAUCCUGAAAAGCAGCAGACAGUGUUUGUGAUCGCUGUGCAGCCUUUUUUAAAAGGAGAGUUGGGGCAAGAAAGAUGACGUGUGCAUAUUGCAUAGAUGCGUAGGAACAGGAAUGGGCGUCAGAAACAGAGCCAUAAGAAUUUUUUUGACGGCUUUCCUUCGGAGAAAUUUGCUGUUGAUAUUUGGGGAAAAAUUAACUUUGAAAGUUGAAAUGAUCUGGAUAGAUUUCACGUCUGUACAAAUGUAAUCAUUUCAUCCCCCCCCCCCCCCCCGAUCCUUCAGAAUCUUUGACGGGUAAGUUUCUUGUUCCACGCAAGUCCCCUAGAAGUUGUCCAAAGUAUUGGUAAUUGUCGAGGAAUAUGUAUUUUCUUAUGAUAAGCCCAGUUGUGUUUGUUCUAAUUGCGAAUCUUAAUUAAGGAUUUGAGAACAUAAAUUCUGGUUUCCUACUUUUUUGCUACCCCCACUUUAGAAAGCCUCCCAUAGGUCUCUAAGUUGAAGAAACGUUUCUUUGUCGUUCUGUAUCUCAAACCAUUUUUCGCCCAUUGUUUCUCACCCUUCAGUAUUCCUUAAGCCUACUCCUGUCACGAUUAACUACUUUUAUUUGAAAACCAUGCCUGCCUUUUUUAUUGUAUCCUCGCUUAUAAGUUUCCCAUGUCUAGGCCCUUUAUCUAGUGAAUAUUUAGAUUAUGUAGAAGAGUAUCCAAUCUCUGUAAGUAUAUUUAACGGUUUUCAAUAACUCAGAAUAUGCGAUUACUGUAGCACUCUUCGGGGCUACUCCCAUAAAAAGCAGGGCACACAACGGAGCAAAUUACCAAUAAAGAAAAUAUUUUGAGACAAAAGGAGUACCCUAAACGUAGAGAUAUGUUGUAUGAAAGUACAGAGUCGAUUUGAGCCUGGUUUCUUUGAUAGCAUUUGUUUAGAGUGACUUACAGAUUUGAUUUUGAAGGACUGUGUUUUGUGUAGCGCCCAUUUGCGAUUAUUUAUUAUUUCGUAAUUGAGAAUAUAUUUCCUACCUAUGUACUAGCAUUGUGGUCAACAUAGGACUACGCCAAUUAAUUUAUAUAUUGAGAAACACUACAUAAUGUGAUUGGUUUCA